This is a messenger RNA of Drosophila willistoni, 655 nucleotides long. RefSeq lists its product as uncharacterized. The record is from RefSeq and is a predicted model, not a curated record. The coding region runs from base 88 to 465 and encodes 125 amino acids. The transcript has 3 exons. NCBI's taxonomy places the organism in Eukaryota, Metazoa, Arthropoda, Insecta, Diptera, Drosophilidae.
CAGUGCUAGGCCGCAACUGACAACAUUCAGUUGUUGACAAUUUGAAGAGUAACCGAGACAAAAUAACUGCAUCCGAAUCAAUUAAAAAUGAAGCUUGAGGAAUUUUCCUCUACUACCACAGCAGAUCCAGAUAUCCAGCAUCCAAAAGAUGCCCAAUAUAUUUGGCUGCCUUUUCUCGUUCUUGUUGGAAUAUUUCUACUUGCCGGUUUGGUCUAUGCCAUGUCACGUAGCCGCUGUUUGUCCUCCCGUGAUAAAUGCUGGUGCUGGAAGCGCAGAAAUAACAUUCGCAACGGCUAUAUAAAUGUGGAUGAUGGGGAUUUCGAUUCCGAUGUGUCCAUGGCUUGUGGUGAUGAAUUUGGUGAAAACAGGGCCACAGCCUGUCUACUAAAUGGACGCCUGCACAUUGAUAGUCGUCCUUCUGGGCAUCCAGCGCCUUCUCCAAUUGUCAAUUCACUUGCUGCCUAAGAGAAAAGUAAGGAUGAUUAUGGAACCAGUGGCCUCGCAAAAGACUUUAACAUUUAGUUUAAAGCUAAAUAAGACAUUGCACUUUCAUUUUAUUGUCUUCAUUGCCUUAGUAACUAAGAGACAGACUAAUCAUUUAUGCAUAUUGUACCUAAAUGUAAAUGAUAAAUCAAAAAACUAUGUAAAACUGAAA